AGCUCGUUUGUUAUUUGUCAGGGUCACCAACCCAGAAACCGAGUAAGCACUGCCCCCUCUACCACACGCACGUGUGCGCAUGCACGAGCAAACACAUUUUAAAGGAAUUAAGUUCUUUUUCAGGGCAGGCGGUGCCCAUGAAGUAUAUAAUCUUGUCAGCGAGCGGUGUUUGGAUGCCACGUCUUUUUUUGGUUGCUGAUUUUGUCGAACAUGUGACUGAAUUAGACGCUCACAUGGCUGCAGUGGCUGCAUGAUCCGCUUUAGUUCUUUAAAGUCCGGUGAUCGGUAGCUCUCACGGCAGCAACCAUCCAGAGUAGAGGACCGCUGAAAAACACAGCAAGUACCCGGAGAAAUCAUGGCAGACAGCGGGCAGAAAGUUGUGCUGAUCACCGGCUGCUCCUCCGGCAUCGGGUUACGAAUCGCCGUCAUGCUGGCCAAAGAUGAAAAGAAGCGUUACCAUGUCAUUGCAACAAUGAGAGACCUGAAGAAGAAAGACAAGUUAGUGGAGGCAGCAGGAGAUGCAUAUGGCAAGACCUUGACGUUGCUCCCACUGGACGUGUGCAGUGACGAGUCCGUCAAACAGUGCAUCAACAAUGUAAAGGACCGCCAUAUUGAUAUCCUGAUCAACAAUGCAGGUGUGGGCAUGCUGGGUCCUGUGGAAAGCAUCAGUAUUGAGGAGAUGAAAAAAGUUUUUGAGACCAACUUCUUCGGAGUGGUUCGGAUGAUCAAAGAGGUGAUGCCUGACAUGAAAAAGAGGCGUUCAGGACACAUCGUGGUCAUGAGCAGUGUCAUGGGGCUUCAAGGAGUGGUGUUCAAUGAUGUUUACACUGCUUCCAAGUUUGCCAUGGAAGGUUUCUGUGAGAGUUUGGCCGUGCAGCUGAUGAAGUUCAAUAUCCGGUUAUCCAUGAUCGAGCCUGGCCCAGUGCACACUGAGUUUGAGACAAAAAUGAUGCAGGAUGUGGCCAAAAUGGAGUAUCCAGGAGCAGAUGCUGACACAGUUCGUUACUUUAAAGAUGUUUAUCUGCCAUCAUCCAUAGACAUAUUUGAAGCCUUGGGCCAGACACCAGAUGAUAUAGCCAAAUGCACGAAAAAGGUUAUCGAGUCCAGCAGCCCUCGCUUCAGGAAUCUGACCAACAACCUCUAUACACCUAUUGUGGCCUUAAAGUAUGCAGAUGAGACUGGUGGCCUGUCUGUCAACACCUUCUACAACCUACUCUUCAAUUUUGGCCCUCUCAUGCAUAUCACCAUGAGCAUCCUAAAGUGCCUGACAUGCAGCUGCCUGCGCAGACGCACCAUCUCACCUAACUGAAGACAGUGUCCGAUACUGUCGCUUACCUUUGCCCAUACCCUCCCACUUGUUGACCCCACCCAUUCCCUGUUACCUUUCCUGAGUUUUUUGGAGGGUAGAGUAGACCCAGUAACACUGGUGACCAGAGGAGCUCCGUUUAAAGACAGUACCAUGAUAAGCUUUGCCAGAAAACAUGCACAGUUGCACAAAUUUUUCAAGACGUUCUUGUAUGCAGGACGACCUCAAGCACAGAUUACACAUACAAACACAGAAAUACCAGUAAUAUGCACAGUAUAUAUGCAUACAUCACAUUAGCAAAGGCCAUGAUAUAGCCAUUGCUUUAUGGGAGGAACUGAACAAAUAUGAUAAAGGUGGGUAUAUUGUUUCAAUAGAUCACACAUAUAUGACAUGAUAGCCUGACCCAUUACACAGCUUGAAGCAAAAAUGAACUCAGUUACAGAGAUUUAAAAUGAUAGAUAAAUAAUAACAUGUAGCAUAGAUAUCGAUUCAGUCUGGCACUUUCCAGAGUUAAAACAUGUUUGACGGACUGGACAAUAUAUCUGUCUUAAAUGUGUUGUACCCUUAUUUUCAUGUUUGCCUUAACAUAGUGUUCUUAUGGUCAUAACUGCUGUUAAAUCACAUUUUUAAUCUUUUGAUGAACUGAAUUUUUUUGGUCUUUAAGUUUUGUGAAGGGCUUAGUCAGAUACUUUUAAUCUAUCAUCUUGAUUUAGAAAUAAACAAAGCGCUGAUUUACCCUUGAAGCUAUAAUUUUGUUUGUUUAAGGAUGCCAAUUACAAAUUGUGACCGUGCAUGCACAAAUAACACAGAAGCUCUGGAAGGCUUUGCUUUUUCUGCAUACCUAUUUGGUACCAGGAGGGGGCAAUAUUUCACCAUAUUCCCUGGCAGACCACCUGUGGCGUAAAUGGAGAUGAAGAUUAAGUAAAGGAAUUUGUUGGGUGUUCCUGGGACUGAAAAUGCCUUAUCAUUUAAAAUUUGAAUCUUUUGACUGUGACUGUAAAUUCAAGCUCACAAUGGGCACAAUUUUACAAGUUGACUUUUUUACUUAACAGUAUGGACUGACACUAAUGAAUCAUACUUUUUCAUAUUAAGUAAAUUUAACUUGUUGGUUAUAUAAAAAAUAACGCUCUUCA
Messenger RNA from Cheilinus undulatus (humphead wrasse), 2439 nucleotides. It is a transcript of the gene rdh8a, whose product is annotated as retinol dehydrogenase 8a. The record is from RefSeq and is a predicted model, not a curated record. The transcript is spliced from 6 exons. Gene Ontology annotation, molecular function: estradiol 17-beta-dehydrogenase [NAD(P)+] activity. Gene Ontology annotation, biological process: estrogen biosynthetic process. NCBI's taxonomy places the organism in Eukaryota, Metazoa, Chordata, Actinopteri, Labriformes, Labridae. Gene Ontology annotation, cellular component: cytoplasm. The coding region runs from base 356 to 1309 and encodes 317 amino acids.